UAGAAACUUAGAAAAGAUAAAGAUUGAUUAAAUUUGCGAAAUGUUACAGAAAUAUGAAAUAAUACUUGAUAAUAUUAAAAGUGUUAAUAUGGAUUAAUAAUAAAUACAUUGUUUAUUAUACAUUUUAUUAAAUACAGUUGGCUCAAUUAUCUUAUCUUUCAAUGAUACGUGAAUAAUGACAACAUGUAUGAAGUUAGCUACAUACUUAGCUUAUAAGUUAAUCACAUAGAAAAGAGGUAGAGGGUAAUCAUAAUUAUAAUAAUUCAUAACAUAAGACUGUUUACUAUUAAGGAGAUCGUUAUUUUCAUUCUGAACAACCCAUGUGUUUGAUAUCAUAAAGUAUCUGUAAAUGAUAUUUAACGCCAUUUGUUAACUGACAAGAAAAUUGGUGUGCGUUUAUUACAGGUUAUAGAGUUGUACUAUGUGAUUCAUCGAACAGUGUAAAAUAACCUAUGAAUUUAACAUCUGACCACGUAUUUGACGACACAGCAAUUGAUCAACUGUCGCAUACGAUUUUUAACUAAUUCUUAGAUAUAACAUUAUCAAUUCAAGAUGAAGAAGAAGGUUCUGUUGAUGGGUAAGAGCGGUUCAGGAAAGACUAGCAUGCGCAGCAUAAUCUUUGCCAAUUAUAUUGCUCGUGAUACACGUCGUCUGGGAGCAACAAUUGAUGUAGAACAUAGUCAUGUUCGAUUCCUUGGUAAUUUGGUGUUAAAUCUUUGGGAUUGCGGUGGUCAAGAAGCAUUCAUGGAAAAUUAUUUUGCAUCACAACGUGACAAUAUAUUUAGGAACGUAGAGGUUUUGAUCUAUGUUUUCGACGUAGAAUCCAGAGAAUUAGAUAAAGACAUGCAUUAUUAUCAAAGUUGCUUAGAAGCAAUAUUACAAAAUAGUCCAGAAGCAAAGAUAUUCUGUUUAGUACAUAAGAUGGAUUUAGUACAAGAGGAUCAACGAGAUUUGAUAUUUAGAGAAAGAGAAGAAGAUCUGAAAAGACUUAGUUUGCCACUUGAGUGUACUUGUUUUAGAACUAGCAUAUGGGAUGAAACAUUAUAUAGGGCAUGGUCUUCAAUCGUAUAUAUGUUGAUUCCAAAUGUGAAAGAGCUUGAACAGAGUUUGAAACAAUUUACAAAUAUUAUUGAUGCCGAUGAAGUACUCUUAUUUGAAAGGGCAACAUUUUUAGUAAUUAGUUAUUGUCAAAGGCAACAUCACAGAGAUAUACAUCGAUUUGAAAAAGUUUCUAAUAUAAUAAAACAGUUUAAACUUAGUUGCAGCAAACUAGCGGCACAAUUUCAAAGUAUGGAAGUUAGAAAUACAAAUUUUGCAGCUUUUAUCGAUGUGUUUACAUCAAAUACAUAUGUAAUGGUUAUUAUGUCGGAUCCUGCUAUCCCAUCAGCAGCAACAUUAAUCAAUAUUCGUAAUGCACGAAAACAUUUUGAGAAAUUAGAGCGUGCUAGUCAGAGUUCGGCAUUAAGUAGAUAGAAAUCAGCUCGACCCAGGCGCGUUGUCACCCGGGUCCAGGCUGUUAAUCACUAUUGAAUCUAAGAGUCACUUUAAAAGAGAAUCAUCACAAUGAAGGUGCAUGAGAACUUUCCUCUUUUAUUAAUUAAAGUAAAUCGAUAAUUUUGCUAAUGAAUGAAUAAUUUCAAUAUGUAAUUUGUGAUAAAACUAUUAUUAAUACUGUCAUUUUCAAAGAAUCAUAUUGUAUUUCAGAAAAGAAUCUGAAUUUUUAGUUUAUCCUAUAUAAAAUUUGAAAGAAUAUUUAAAAAUUUUGCUACGCUUGUACGUGUUAAUAAAUGAAUACAACACACACACACACACACACACACACACACACACACACACACACACACACACACACACACACACACACACACACACACACACACACACACACACACACACACACACACACACACACACACACACUCUUGUUAGUAUGAAAUUGUACGCUAUUAGUAUCAUGUUAAGUGGAUAUAUAUAUCGUUGUUCGAUUAUAGUAAAUACUGUCUUGGCUCUUAGAGAUAAUACAUGGUUUUCUGGGUUAAGCUUUUUCCUGGUUCCAUGAUGUUAUGUAUUUUAUUUCUGUAUAGCAAUUAUUCUCUCUGGCCUGUUACAAAGAUAUAUAUUUUCUUAAAUUAUAUUUACUUGAUAUAAUAGUGUACAUAUAUACUUAUUAUAUAAACCGUGCUAUUGCAACAAUCAAGCUAACCGUAAUUGUAUCUUUCGAUUUAGAUAACGAUAAUGUUAAAUUAUACGUUAUAUUUUGUAUAAAAUUUUGAUUGUUACCUUUUGAACAAA
Molecule: messenger RNA, 2292 nt
Organism: Bombus terrestris (buff-tailed bumblebee)
Lineage: Eukaryota; Metazoa; Arthropoda; Insecta; Hymenoptera; Apidae
Gene: RagA-B
Product: ras-related GTP-binding protein A
Exons: 7
Coding region: 553-1473 (306 amino acids)
Biological process (GO): cellular response to amino acid stimulus; regulation of autophagy; positive regulation of TOR signaling
Cellular component (GO): lysosome; nucleus; Gtr1-Gtr2 GTPase complex
Molecular function (GO): GTP binding; GTPase activity
Source: RefSeq, a predicted model, not a curated record